AUGUCUGGGACUAUAGGUAGAGCGGUACUCCCUCAGCCUCGAACAAAAACUAUUGUUGUGUACAGGAAUGGGGAUGCUUUCUUUCCUGGAUGAAAGUUUAUUAUAAAUCAACUACAGACGUCAACUUUUGACAGCUUUUUGAGCAGUCACGUGUUGGGUAGAGGCUCCUUUUGGAGCUGUACGGAAUGUUUACAUUCCAAGGGAAGGGCACAAAAUCCAUGACCUCGACAACUUGCAGCACGGGGAGAGAUAUGUUGCAGCCGGAGGAGAGCGUUUCAAAAAAUCUUGAGUGGGUACACUGUAAUUAGCCGGCAAUUAAGGAUGAUAUCAUUGUUAAACUGCCUUGUUGUUGCUGGUGCAGCCAGCAAGAAAAAAUCCUUUAUCUAUGUAAACAAUGCCUAACUAGAUGCAGGUGCACCCAAAAUGACAAAACCAAAAUGCAUGGGUGAAAGUGUUGUGGUCAGAUGAGACCAAAAUGGAGCUCUUUGGCAUCAACUCAACUCGCCGUGUUUGGAGGAGGAGGAAUGCUGCCUAUGAUCCCAAGAACACCAUCCCAACCGUCAAACAUGGAGGUGGAAACAUUAUGCUUUGGGGGAGUUUUUCUGCUAAGGGGACAGGACAACUUCACCGCAUCAAAGGGACGGUGGACGGGGCCAUGUACCGUCAAAUCUUGGGUGAGAACCUCCUUCCCUCAGCCUGGGCAUUGAAAAUGGGUGGUGGAUGGGUAUUCCAGCAUGACAAUGACCCAAAACACACGGCCAAGGCAACAAAGGAGUGGCUCAAGAAGAAGCACAUUAAGGUCCUGGAGUGGCCUAGCCAGUCUCCAGACCUUAAUCCCAUCGAAAAUCUGUGGCGGGAGAUGAAGGUUCGAGUUGCCAAACAUCAGCCUCGAAACCUUAAUGACUUGGAGAAGAUCUGCAAAGAGGAGUGGGACAAAAUCCCUCCUGAGAUGUGUGCAAACCUGGUGGCCAACUACAAGAAACGUCUGACCUCUGUGAUUGCCAACAAGGGUUUUGCCACCAAGUACUAAGUCAUGUUUUGCAGAGGGGUCAAAUACUUAUUUCCCUCAUUAAAAUGCAAAUCAAUUUAUAACAUUUUUGACAUGCGUUUUUCUUGAUUUUUUUGUUGUUAUUCUGUCUCUCACUGUUCAAAUAAACCUACCAUUAAAAUGAUAGACUAAUCAUUUCUUUGUCAGUGGGCAAACAUACAAAAUCAGCAGGGGAUCAAAUACUUUUUUCCCUCACUGUAAGGCCACUGACUAUAUCCUCAUCUUGUUUAUUUUAUAUAUUAGCAAUAAUAUAUGAACCUGACCAUAGGAUGUGUUUUCUAUGACAAAGCUUUUUGAAAAUCAUCCAUGUGUGUAUAUUUAUUGCAAUAUGAACUGAUAUUUGAUACCAUACUGGCCAUCAUGUCUUUGUCAAUAGAGGAAUGCAUGAACACACCUCUGAAAGAUAGGCCUAGGCCAGGGGUCUUCAACCUUUUCUUGCAUAUUGCAUGUAACAAACAGUUACAGCAUGGUCAAGCAAGUUUUUCAGAUGUUUUCGGACUACUAAACAACUAUUGAUUUAGAACCACAGAGAGUUACCACAAGUCGUAAAGAAAACAGGAACUGCCUACACUAUUCCAGCAAUAUUUCAACUUCAACAUUUCAACAUAAUCUAAUCACCUAAGCUUAGUCUAAUACAGUGACAACUAAAAUAUACCAAAAAACGAUUUAGUCCAAUCAACGUAAGCUAAAUAUGAUGUGGCUGUCCAUGUUACUGAUUUAUCUGUGUGUGUGUGUGUGUGUGUGUGUGUGUGUGUGUGUGUGUGUGUGUGUGUGUGUGUGUGUGUGUGUGUGUGUGUGUGUGUGUGAGUGCGUGCGUGCGUGCGUGCCAUCUGUGGAACUGAGGAAAAACAUCCCUACUUGUAGAGAAACGCCAAUGCCAUCCACCUCCUUAAUGUUACCUAAACAGUCUAACUUCCUUUCAUGGGCAACGAUGUGCCAGACAUUCACAGCUGAGCUCACUCAGUUUAGCUCAAUGCUGAUUGGCUAUUAUUUUAGACUUUUUUUUUAUCAAGAGAGGCCAAAUGCUCGCUGGCUUGCCUUGCAUGUUUUUCAGUGGCAGGGACUGGGAGACUAGUCAGGAUCGAGGGAAAGAUGAACGGAGCAAAGUACAGAGAGAUCCUUGAUGAAAACCUACUCCAGAGCGCUCAGGACCUCAGACUGGGGUGAUGGUUCACCUUCCAACAGGACAUCGACCCUAAGCACACAAUCAAGACAAUGCAGGAGUGGCUUUGGGACAAGUCUCUGAAUGUCCUUAAGUGGCCCAGCCAGAGCCCGGACUUUAACCCGAUUGAACAUCUCUGGAGAGACCUGAAAAUAUCUAUGCAGCGACGCUCCCGUCCAACCUGAAAGAGCUUGAGAGGAUCUGCAGAGAAGAAUGGGAGAAACUCCCCAAAUACAGGUGUACCAAGCUUGUAGCGUUUACCCAAGAAGACUUGAGGCUGUAAUCGCUGCCAAAGUUGCUUCAACAAAGUACUGAGUAAACUGUCUGAAUACUUAUGUAAAUUUGAUAUUACCGUUUUUUUACUUUAAUACAUUUGCUGAAAUUUAUAAAAACCUGUUUUUGCUUGUCAUUAUGGGGUAUUGUGUGUAGAUUGAUGAGGAAAAAACAAUUUGAUCAAUUUUAGAAUAAGGCUGUAACGUAACAAAAUGUGGAAAAAGUGAAGGGGUCUGAAUACUUUACGAAUGCACUGUAGAUGGUCUACACAUACUGAGACAGAGGGGGUGCUGUUUCAUUCGCUCGGAUGCUUUCUCUGGUGAGAUACAUUCAGCCUCUUACGAAUUGAAGGAAAUUUAUGAUACACAAAGAAACAAAAUUAUAUGUUUGUUGGGGGUCAGUUUUUUGGGGAAGCCUGGUUUCCCUUGGCAUCCAUGAAUACACACCACUGUCUUAUCAUCAGGUGAAUGAUGAUGGCAAGGAGAAGUAAUCAACAUUUUAAAAUGAAUAGAUUUGGUAGAUAUAGUUUUUCAUUAUUUUGACCUCUAGCCCAUUAGCUAGAAAGGUAACUUGAAACAUAUUUUUGCUAAGAGCAGCUAUUUAGCUGGUUAAACAAAGGUUAUCUGUGUGUUGGCAAAAAUAUAUGUCCAAGUCAAGAAGCUUACUAGCAGCAACAGCCACUUGCUGCACUGGUAGCCUAUUCGCGGGUGCUUUUUCAAAGCCUAUGCUAGGUACUCCAGUGAGUGUAAUUUGUUAAAUAUUAGGAGUUGAGAAAUAAAGUUGACAUCAUUAGAACUAAGAUAUUCUCCUCUUUUCUACUGUAGGUAUGUAUUAAAAAUAUAUAUAUUCUGUCGUUGCUAGUGAUAUUCAUAAAAACAUUGAAAUAAAACACGUUAUUAUUUAUUAUUAUUAUUUUAUUAUAUUUCUGUGGACCCCCUGCAGUACCACUGGCCUAGGCUAUCAAUGUUACAUUCACACAAUAAUCUUACAAGAUUGGAAGGUUGUUGGUAAUAACCAUACAUACUGUAAUAACUUUAAUUUCUGUUGUUUUAAAUCACAGAUCUCACCUGUAGUUCACAGCAGAAUAGUUGUUUCUGCUCGCUGGAGGAAAAUUAGAAACGAGUCAUCAAGUGAGUUUGGGUUUUCAAGUGUCCCACAUCCUUAUUGUGCAUUUGCAAACAUUAUUCUUUGCAUUGAAAUGUAUACAAAAUAGGCAUGAACUCUUUUCACUUGUCAUGUAAUUCUAUGAUUGCCAAAACUACGUAGGUCGAAAUGUUUCUUGUGUCCCAUAAUACUUAGGGAUAUGUUACUUAUUCAAAUGUGUUAGAUUUGAUCGAUUUAUGUAGGCUACGCCUACUAAAUUUCGGAUGUUGAAAAUGUCAAUGAUCAUAACCAUGUUAAAACUGCAAGCCCUUAAAAAUGGUCUGAGUUUCAUGUGUCGUAUUUUGUAGCGUUUUUAACCAAUGGAGAUGUGCUGGUUCCUCCAGCUCGGAUACUGAUACCAAAGUAUACUCUCACAAACUGGCAAAGUGUCUUGGCCAUGGUGACGAGAGGGUAUGUCUGUGCACAG
Messenger RNA from Coregonus sp. 'balchen', 4053 nucleotides. The record is from the annotation of a GenBank genome assembly. NCBI's taxonomy places the organism in Eukaryota, Metazoa, Chordata, Actinopteri, Salmoniformes, Salmonidae.